Mycena indigotica is the source of this 2427-nucleotide messenger RNA. Its product is annotated as Glycoside hydrolase family 92 protein. Gene Ontology annotation, cellular component: nucleus; cytosol. The transcript has 19 exons. NCBI's taxonomy places the organism in Eukaryota, Fungi, Basidiomycota, Agaricomycetes, Agaricales, Mycenaceae. The record is from RefSeq and is a predicted model, not a curated record. Gene Ontology annotation, molecular function: peptide-N4-(N-acetyl-beta-glucosaminyl)asparagine amidase activity; carbohydrate binding. Gene Ontology annotation, biological process: protein deglycosylation; carbohydrate metabolic process; protein quality control for misfolded or incompletely synthesized proteins. The coding region runs from base 1 to 2427 and encodes 808 amino acids.
AUGAGGGCCAGUAUACCGCCAACUAUCCUACUCGCCUUCGUGCAGCUCGUCUCUGCUGCGACGAGCGUAGAUUUCGACCCACUUCAACAUGUUAAUCUCUUCAUCGGGACAAUUAACGGGGGAAAUACCUUCCCCGGAGCAACUGUUCCGCACGGGAUGGUCAAGGUCGGGAUGGACACUGAUGGGAAUAACUUCGCUGGCUAUGAUGCUCGACCCCAGUUCAAUGUAACCGGAUUCUCGCAAUUGCAUCAGUCUGGGACCGGAGGAGCAGUUCCUCUGUCGAACUUCAAGCUGUUCCCUGUUCCUCAAUGUUCUGCUUUUGAGCAAUGCUUGACGACCAUCGCAGCGAGGAAGACAUUACGAAACAUACUUCCAGAUGGGUCUCCCGACGACUUUGCGUCUCCUGGAUAUUUCUCCACCAAUUUGUCAACCGGUGUCCGUGUAGAGCUUACCGCAACACGACGCACUGCCCUCCAUCGCUACACAUUCCCCGCCAACUCUACCACUCCCCGAAUCCUCCUCGACAUCACCAACGAUGGUCAGGUUAGCGGGAUCCUGCCUGAGCUCACCAUAGAUCCCAUGUCCGGCCGUAUGCAGGCUAGCGCGAAUUUUGCGACGUCUUUCGGCUUUGCUCGCUACGAUGCAUACGCAUGCGUUGACUUCCGGGGCGAAGGGUAUUCGUUCGACGGACCCACGGAGUGGGGGCCGUACAAAAUCAACUAUCCCGACAAGAAUGGCGUGGAUUUACUCCAGCAUUACUAUAGCCUGGGGUCUGAACACGGUGGUCUGAUGUCAUUCCCCAAAAACCCCUCAGGAACGAGCACUAUCCUUGCUCGCGUGGGCAUCUCGUUCGUGUCGACCGCCCAAGCAUGCGAAAAUGCAGAGGAGGAAAUCCCCCAGUUCGACUUCGCGCAGGUGUUGGCUAAUUCUGAGCACCAAUGGCGCGACAUUCUUGGAAGAGUACAAGUGGACAGCACCGGGGUCGACAAAGACACAGUCACGAUGUUGUAUUCGUCGCUCUAUCGGACGCAUAUUGUUCCAGGAGACUAUACUGGUGAAAAUGCUAAGUGGAAGUCUGCAGAGCCGUACUACGACGCGUUCUACUGUAACUGGGACACAUAUCGCACGCUCUUCCCCCUAAUGUCCCUUCACGACCCUGAAAACUUCGCUCGUAUUGUCCGCGGCAUGAUUGACAUACAAAAGCAUGAGGGAUGGCUCCCAGAGGGUCGAGAGGCUGGGCAACAACAAUUUAUCCAAGGCGGUAGUCACGGAGACCCGAUUCUUGGUGAAUUCUUCGUCAAAUACUCAAAACAAGCUGCUUCUCUGGGUGUAUCCGCUACGGAUCUAUAUAAUGCUCUACUGGCCGAUGCGGAGAACACACCACCGAAUUGGAAUUUGCAAGGACGCCAAGCGGACGUUUGGAAGACGAAAGAUGGUGUUGAGCGUAAAUUAUCCACACCAGAUACGACUUAUCCUGGUGGAGCAAAUACAAAGCAAGUUUCCCGUGCAAUUGAGUAUGCCUUCGAUGACUUUGCGAUUUCUCAAGUAGCCAAAACCCUUGGCAAGAAAGCGGAUGCUAAGAAGUAUGCUGGCCGCGCACAGAAUUACCACAACUCCUGGAAUGCUAACGUCUCCCUGGAUGUCCCCGGUUUCUUCAAUGGCAGCGUCUCAGGCUUCUUCCAGCCCAAAUUUGCGAAUGGAACAUGGAACUUUACCGAUCCACGCCAUUGCAGUGUUCACGACCCUGCUCAAGCGACAUGUUUCCUCAAUGCCAUCCGAAGAGACGGCUUUUAUGAGAGUUCACCUAUCGUCUAUUCUCAAUACGUUCCGCAAGACACAGCAAACCUCAUCGCGCUGCAAGGAGGAAAUGAGCUGUUUAUCGAGCGACUCAACUGGAUCUUCAAUCAGAGCUAUUUCGACUCAACCAAUGAACCGUCACAACAGAUUCCGUUCAUGUACCACUACGCAAAUGCGCCGGGUCUCAGUACCCAACGCUCGCGACAGGUCAUCUCAGCGGCAUUUAAUACCUCGUUGAACGGAUUGCCAGGGAAUGAUGACUCUGGGGCAAUGGCCAGCUAUGUGUUUUUCUACUUAGCCGGCAUGUACCCCCUACCGGCGACUAAACAAAUCCUUCUGUCGUCACCAUACUUCCCCUCGAUUUCCUUCACCAACCCACUCCUCAAAAAGACUACGACUAUCAAAGUCACGAACUUUGUGGGCAAUCCGUCGGAUGGUACCGGCGGUACAGUCUUCGUUAAGAGCGUAAAAGUCAACGGAAAGGCGUAUAAGUCGAACUGCUAUCUUGAGUGGGAUGUGUUCACCAGCGGGUCAACAGUCGAAUUGGAGUUGACGGAUGACAUCAAUGUUACCUGUGGCAAGGGGAAGGAUGCGCUUCCCCCUUCUCUUUCGACAGGCGGGUACGAUUAG